This is a messenger RNA of Fusarium proliferatum ET1, 2736 nucleotides long. RefSeq names its product putative TOP1-DNA topoisomerase I. Gene Ontology annotation, biological process: DNA replication; chromosome segregation; DNA topological change. The record is from RefSeq and is a predicted model, not a curated record. Gene Ontology annotation, molecular function: DNA topoisomerase type I (single strand cut, ATP-independent) activity; DNA binding. Bases 1 to 2736 code for a protein of 911 amino acids. Lineage: Eukaryota; Fungi; Ascomycota; Sordariomycetes; Hypocreales; Nectriaceae. Gene Ontology annotation, cellular component: nucleolus; chromosome. The transcript has 6 exons.
AUGAGUUACAGCUCUGACGACGAUCGCCCUCUUGCGAGGGCCAACGGCCAUAGACUCUCCUCGUCCAAGAUUUCUCGUGCCGAAGAUGAUGCUCUGGAUCAGCCAGUGUCCAAGCAGGCUGCUAAGAUGGCUGGUCUGUCCGUUCGCAAUGGUCCUCUUGAAGACGCAAUGGACAUCGAUGAACCGGCUACCAACGGAGCUAGCAAACGUAAAUCGCGUACCUCUAUCAGCAAGGUCAACUACAAGGACGAUGAGUCGAGUGAUGAUGCUGCCCCUCUGGCCAAGCGGCAAAAGAAGCAAGCCAACAGAGUUCCCGAAUCCGACUCCGACUCCGACGAUGAACCCAUUGCAAGAGCCCGAGGAAAGAAACUCCCCCCUUCCUACGACGAGACUGCCUUGCCCGAGUCCUCUGGAGACGACGACGAGCCCCUUAGUGUGAAGCUCGCGCAAAAGAAGCGCGACAUGGAGAAGGAAGCUGAGAAGCAAGCCAAAGUCAUACGAGCCAAAGAAAGAGCCAAGAAGCCUGCGGCAAAGAACGCUGUCAAGGAUGAGUCCGACGACGAUGUCCCACUUGCAAAAUCCUCAGCGAGUAAGCGUCGAUCUAACGGAACUGCUGCGAAGCGAAAGUCGAAUGGUGUCAAGAAAGAGGAGUCAGAUUCGGAUGCGCCCAUCUCCAAGAAGGCCAAGGCUAAACCGACCUCAUCUGCCAAGAAGGCCGUCAAGGCAGAAUCCAAGAAGGCCAGUGAGAGUGAGGACGAAGAUGAGUAUGCUUGGUGGAACGCACCAAAGAAGGAAAAUGAUGAUAUCAAGUGGACAACUCUUGAGCACAAUGGCGUUCUUUUCCCGCCUGACUACGAGCCUUUGCCCAAGCACGUCAAGAUGCUCUACGAUGGACAACCAGUUACUCUUGCUCCCGAGGUUGAAGAGGUUGCCACCUUUUGGGUUGCCAUGAUGACUCCUGCAUCCUCCCAUCACCUAGAGAACCCUGUUUUCCGCAAAAACUUCUUCGAAGAUUUUAAAGAAUACUGCGACAAGUACGGUGUUAGAGAUGCACAGGGAAAGAAGGUCGCCGUCAAAUCGCUCGAAAAAUGUAACUUCGAUAAGAUUUACGCAUAUUGGAGCGAGAAGGUGGAGCAAAACAAGUCCAAAAACAUGACCAAGGAGGAGAGGGAGGCUGCGAAGGCGAAGAAGGAUGCCCUUGAAGCCCCCUUCACUCACUGUUUAUGGGAUGGUAGAAAGCAGAAGGUUGGCAACUUCAGAGUCGAGCCUCCCAGCUUGUUCCGUGGACGUGGUGAACAUCCCAAAACCGGCAAAGUCAAGCAGCGUGUCCAACCCGAACAAAUCACCAUCAACAUCGGCAAGGGUGCCAAGGUCCCCGAACCUCCCAAGGGACACAAGUGGAAGGCCGUGCAGCACGACCAAAAGGCAACCUGGUUAGCCAUGUGGCAGGAAAAUAUCAACCAAAACUACAAGUACGUCAUGCUUGGAGCUGAUAGCGAUAUCAAAGGCCAGAGUGACUUCAAGAAGUUUGAGAAGGCACGGGAACUCAAAAAGCACAUCGACAGGAUUCGCAAGGACUACACCAAGGAGCUUAAGAGUGAAAUAAUGGCAGAUCGUCAACGAGCCACUGCCAUGUAUCUGAUCGACAAAAUGGCACUUCGAGCUGGUAACGAGAAAGACACAGAAAACGAGGCCGACACUGUGGGUUGCUGCUCUCUCAAGUACGAGCAUAUCACACUUGAACCUCCAAACAAGGUUACAUUCGAUUUCCUCGGAAAGGACAGUAUUCCGUACAGGGAAACUGCCAUUGUUGAGCCUCAGGUCUUCAAGAACCUGAAGCUUUUCAAGAAGGCGCCCAAGACUACAGGAGAUGAUCUCUUCGACCGCCUCAACACGGCUCAGCUGAAUAGGCAUUUGACCGGCUACAUGAAAGGUCUGACCGCCAAGGUUUUCCGUACCUACAACGCUUCCUGGACAAUGUCAGAACUGCUCAGGAAGCUCGCUUCGGAUCCUCGCUCCCGCGGCACAGUUGCUGAAAAAGUAAAGCUGUACAACGACUGCAACCGCGAGGUUGCCGUUCUGUGCAACCAUAAGCGAACCGUUGGUGCUGGGCACGAGCAGCAAAUGGCCAAGCUUGGUGACAGAAUUAAAGGCCUCCGCUACCAGCAAUGGCGUACAAAGAUGAUGAUUCUCGAUAUUGAAUCUAGUUACAAGAAGAAGAAGGGUGCCGCCUGGUUCGAGAGGGAUGAAGAAUUAAAUGACGAGUGGGUCAAGGAACACCAGCAAUUCUUACUUGAGGAGCAGCGUACAAAGAUCACCAAGAAAUUUGAGAAGGACAACGAAAAGCGCAAGGCGGACAAGGAGAAGCCUCUUCCCGAGAAGGAGCUGAAAGAACGUCUUCAGGCUGUUAAGGAGAUGGAGGCCAAGUUCAAGAAGGAGAACAAGACCAAGAAGGUUGAGGCUGAAGGCAGAGGCGUUACUGUCGACAAGCUUCUAAAGGCUGUGGACAAGUUUGAUGAACGCAUCAAGACGCUGGAGCUUCAGGCCCAGGAUCGUGAUGGCAACAAGGAGGUAGCCCUCGGCACCUCAAAGAUCAACUACAUUGAUCCUCGCCUUACAGUGGUCUUCUCCAAGAAGUUCGACGUUCCUAUCGAAAAGUUCUUUUCCAAGACUCUUCGUGACAAGUUCCGAUGGGCCAUCAAGUCUGUUGAGGAUGAGGAUGACUGGACCUUCUAA